This is a messenger RNA of Solanum stenotomum, 432 nucleotides long. Its product is annotated as heavy metal-associated isoprenylated plant protein 47-like. The transcript has 3 exons. The coding region runs from base 205 to 432 and encodes 75 amino acids. The record is from RefSeq and is a predicted model, not a curated record. NCBI's taxonomy places the organism in Eukaryota, Viridiplantae, Streptophyta, Magnoliopsida, Solanales, Solanaceae.
GUAUUUUGAAAUACUAAACAAGUAAAGGUGAACAAAAUAGAGCAAGCAUUUCUUACAUUCUCUCUCUCCCAAGUGUCCCAAAGGCAGAGUACCCUAAACUGUGCUUAUAUAUAUACUACUCAUAUGUCAUUACUUGUCCAUUGUGUCCACUUCUUUGAGAAACUAGCAACAACCAAAGUUUAGUUCUGUUUCUACUCUUGAGCAAUGAUGCAAAAAAUUGUCAUAAGAGUACAUCAUAACUGCAAGAAAUGUCAAUCAAAAGCCUUGAUGAUUGCUGCUAUGUCAACUGGAGUCAACUCGGUGGCACUAGAAGGGGAGAAGAAAGAUAAAGUCGUGAUAAUAGGAGAAGCAGUAGAUGCAGCAGGCAUUACCAGUUUAUUGAGGAAGAAGGUAGGCCACGCCAGCCUGGAGCUUGUCGAUGAAGUCAAGUGA